AUGGGCGAAGGAGGUUAUCGCCAGAUCAACAAAACCCUGAAUGUUUGCGCAUUCGAUGACUAUCUGGUCACCCAGCAUUCGCGAUUGCCCAAGUUGCUAGAUGUCGAACAACUCAGUCCACGGGUACUCCGUGUUCUCGGACAGAAUGCGGGAAAGUUCACACUCCAAGGAACAAACACAUAUAUCGUCGGUACCGGGCGGCAUCGACUCCUCAUUGACACGGCGCAAGGGUACCGCGAAUGGGCGGACUUGCUCGACGCAACGCUGCGCGAGCGAUCCAUCGCGCUGUCUCACGUCUUCCUGACCCACUGGCAUGGCGACCACACCGGGGGAGUGCCGGACUUGAUCCGGAUGUAUCCUGACCUGGCGGAUAGCAUCUACAAAAAUUCUCCGGAGCACGGCCAGCGGCCGAUCGAGGAUGGCCAAGUGUUCCGCGUCGAGGGCGCCACGAUCCGGGCGGUGCACGGGCCGGGCCACUCGCACGACCAUAUGUGCUUCAUACUCGAGGAGGAGAACGCCAUGUUUACGGGUGACAACGUGCUCGGGCACGGGACGAGUGCAGUCGAGCAGCUGGGCCUGUACAUGGAGACCCUGCGGAAGCUGCAGUCGCACGGGUGCACGGUGGGCUAUCCGGCCCACGGCGCCGUCAUCCCAGACCUGCCGGGCAAAAUCGCGGCAGAACUCGCGCAAAAGACGCGCCGCGAGAAGCAGUGCCUCAUGGCGCUGGACCGGAUCCGCAGCGAGGACCGGUCGGCCAGCGUGACGGUGAGCGAGCUGAUUGUCGCGAUUCACGGCGAGAACUUGGACGAAGAGGUGCGGAAGCUGGCGGUGGAGCCGUUCAUGGACGAGGUACUCCGGAAGUUGGCUGAGGACGGCAAAGUCGCGUUUCGUGUGCGGAAGGGGGUGAAGAAAUGGUUUGCGCUGAAUAAUACCAGAGGGCCUUGA
This is a messenger RNA of Rasamsonia emersonii CBS 393.64, 945 nucleotides long. Its product is annotated as Metallo-beta-lactamase domain protein. The coding region runs from base 1 to 945 and encodes 314 amino acids. The record is from RefSeq and is a predicted model, not a curated record. NCBI's taxonomy places the organism in Eukaryota, Fungi, Ascomycota, Eurotiomycetes, Eurotiales, Trichocomaceae. Gene Ontology annotation, biological process: secondary metabolite biosynthetic process. The transcript has 2 exons.